CGAUCCUAUCCCCAUCACCUCAUCCCAUCCCGCCGGCGAAGGCUCCCCACCACCACCAAACCCUAGAUUACAGUAGAUAGAUCUCGUUCUCCGGCGGCGGCGAAGAUGGUGUGCAUCCGGCAGGCGACGAUCGACGACCUGCUGGCGAUGCAGGCGUGCAACCUGAUGUGCCUGCCGGAGAACUACCAGAUGAAGUACUACUUCUACCACAUGCUGUCGUGGCCGCAGCUGCUGUUCGUCGCCGAGGACUACGGCGGCCGCAUCGUCGGCUACGUGCUGGCCAAGAUGGAGGAGGACCCCUCGGAGCCCUGCCACGGCCACAUCACCUCGCUCGCCGUGCUCCGCUCCCACCGCAAGCUCGGCCUUGCCACCAAGCUCAUGUCGGCGGCCCAGGCCGCCAUGGACCAGGUCUUCGGCGCCGAGUACGUCUCGCUCCACGUCCGCCGCUCCAACCGCGCCGCCUUCAACCUCUACACCUCCACCCUCGGCUACCAGAUCCACGACAUCGAGGCCAAGUACUACGCCGACGGCGAGGACGCCUACGACAUGCGCAAGAUGCUGCGCCAGCCCGUGCCCAAGAAGCACCACCACCACCACCACGCCGGCGGCGGCUGCUGCUCCCACGACGCUCCUGCUGCCGCGGCGGCCGGCUUGUCCCCAGCUUCCGCUUCGCCGGAGAAGUAGGCCGACUCAUUAGAUGAAAGCCAUUUCAAAAACAAGGAGCUGCUGAACAUCCUGGAUAAUAUGAAUCAUAUGGUGCUCUCCUCUUGGAUCUUGAUUGUAGCCCCUGCUGUACCAUUGAUACAGAGAGAACAUUGUACUGUGAUUACAUCUGUUUUUGUAGGCUUGCCUGGUCAGAUCGCACACCUUCGGCCAGAAUCCUUGUACUUCUUGUGAGACUUAAUGACAUGCACAUAUUUUAACUACCUCCCAAUUGUUGCCUGAAAUUUUGUGGGCAAAUCGUGGCUGAAAUGUGGACGGUUAGACUUGCAGAGGAGCACUCAAUAAAAUUUGUUUGGGGAUGUCUUUUUGGCAA
This is a messenger RNA of Triticum dicoccoides, 1036 nucleotides long. RefSeq names its product N-terminal acetyltransferase A complex catalytic subunit NAA10-like. The record is from RefSeq and is a predicted model, not a curated record. Gene Ontology annotation, molecular function: protein N-terminal-serine acetyltransferase activity; protein-N-terminal-glutamate acetyltransferase activity. Bases 106 to 684 code for a protein of 192 amino acids. Lineage: Eukaryota; Viridiplantae; Streptophyta; Magnoliopsida; Poales; Poaceae. Gene Ontology annotation, cellular component: NatA complex. Gene Ontology annotation, biological process: N-terminal protein amino acid acetylation. The transcript is spliced from 2 exons.